AUGGCCCAGCACAAAUAUCAUCGGCUUAACAGAGCCGAAGACCAGUCCAUGCUUGGCUCGGUUGAAAUUCAUUACCCCAAGGAACUGGGAGAUGACGAAUUCGUCCCGGGCCCCAAAGCUCGAUCUCUCGCCAUUAAGCGACUGAUUGCUGCCAUUGUCAUCGUACUUGUCAUCGGCUUGUCCAUCUCGAAGCCGCUCGCAUUCUGGUGUCACAAAUCUCGACAUGGGCCUCUAACAUACGAGGAACGGGCUCAAAAGAUCUUGAAAGAAACUCCCCUGAUUGACGGACAUAAUGACUUGCCCAUCCUUGUUCGAUUUCUAUACAAUAACCACAUUGAUGGCAAGAACUUCACCGAGCCCUUCGAAAAUGGAGGCAUGUAUGGCCAGGUUGACCUGCCUCGACUGAAGGAGGGUCUCAAUGGCGGUGCUUUUUGGAGCGUUUUUACACCCUGUCCCGCUGAUGGGAGUAAUUUCUCUGAUGAUAACUACGCCCCUAGUAUUCAGAUGACACUGCAGCAAAUUGACCUCAUGACGAGGAUCAAAGAUGCCUACCCAAAUGUCUUCUCCCCCACAGUCAACAGCAGCACGGCACUAAAGGCGUUCAAGGACGGCCAGCUCAUCUCACCACUAGGCGUUGAAGGCCUGCACCAGAUCGGCAACUCCGCCGCCAACCUGCGCACGUACUAUAACCUCGGUGUGCGCUACUCGACACUCACCCACAACUGUCAUAACAAAUUUGCCGAUGCUGCUAUCCUGGAGAAUCCUCUUCGCAAGGCCGAGCCUCACUGGCACGGCGUCAGCCGUCUCGGCCGCCGUCUCGUCAACGAGAUGAACCGCCUCGGCAUGUUUGUCGACCUGUCGCACGUCAGCGAGGACACCAUGGUCGACGUUCUCGGUGGGAAUGAGACCUGGACCGGCAGCAAGGCGCCAGUCAUUUUCUCUCACAGCUCGGCAUACAGCGUCUGUCCCCACCCUCGUAACGUCAAGGACCAUGUCUUGCACCUAGUGAAAGAACGCGAUUCUCUGGUCAUGGUCAACUUCAGCCCGGAUUUUAUCUCUUGUGUUGACGCUGGACACGAGAAUGGCCUUCCUGACUCUGUCCCGGAGAACGCAAACCUGGGCCAGGUGGUAAAGCACAUCCUCCACAUUGGCAACCUGAUCGGUUUUGACCACGUCGGUUUGGGGUCUGAUUUUGAUGGCAUUCCUACCACGCCUACUGGCCUGGAAGAUGUGUCCAAAUUUCCCGCAUUGGUGACCGAGUUGCUGAAGCAGGGAGUCAGUGAUCAAGAUGUCUCCAAAGUCGUUGGCGGCAACUUGCUGCGUGUUUGGAAAGAAGUCGAUGCCACAGCCGUAAAACUGCAGGCCGCCGGCGAGCCCGUAUUGGAAGACGACUUGCCUAGCCUGACCUUCGAAGGCGCAGAUUCUAAGGAUCCGAAGUCAGGCGCCAAACUUGGAUGGGACAGGCGGUAA
Molecule: messenger RNA, 1470 nt
Organism: Verticillium nonalfalfae
Lineage: Eukaryota; Fungi; Ascomycota; Sordariomycetes; Glomerellales; Plectosphaerellaceae
Exons: 3
Coding region: 1-1470 (489 amino acids)
Biological process (GO): proteolysis
Molecular function (GO): metallodipeptidase activity
Source: RefSeq, a predicted model, not a curated record